GAGGAAUAUAUUUACAUGAACAAAGUGUCAGUCACCGGGGACCAGAACUCUGCAUCUCCAGACAAAGCACCCAAGGAGCAGGGUCCAUUGACCAAUGGAGAGCCCAGCCAGCACUCCUCAGCCCCUCAGAAGAGCCUUCCAGACCUCCCUCCACCCAAGAUGAUUCCAGAGCGGAAGCAGCUUGCUGUUCCAAAGAUCGAGUCUCCAGAGGGCUACUACGAAGAGGCUGAGCCGUAUGACACAUCCAUCAACGGUCAUUACAGAAUGUAUCUCCCCACUGGAGUCCCCCGAUGGGCACAGUUGCCUGAAGGAGUCAUUUAUGCCACGAUCACCUUGGAGGAUGGAGAGGCCGUGAGCAGCUCCUAUGAGUCCUAUGAUGAAGAGGAGACCAGCAAAGGCAAGGCAGCUCCCUACCAGUGGCCCUCACCUGAGGCCAGCAUUGAGCUGAUGCGUGACGCCCGCAUCUGUGCCUUCCUGUGGCGCAAGAAAUGGCUAGGCCAGUGGGCCAAACAGCUCUGUGUGAUCAGGGACACCAGGCUCUUGUGCUACAAAUCGUCCAAAGACCACAGCCCUCAGCUGGACGUCAGUCUGCUGGGCAGCAGGGUUGUGCACAAGGAGAAACAAGUGAGGAGGAAAGGACACAAACUCAAAAUAAUGCCAAGGAACGCCGACGUGAUCGUGCUGGGCCUGCAGAGCAAGGACCAAGCUGAGCAGUGGCUUCGGGUCAUCCAGGAAGUGAGCGGCUUGCCUUCCGAAGGAGCCGCCGAGGGAAACCAGUACACACCAGAUGCCCAGCGCCUGAACUGUCAGAAACCAGAUAUAGUUGAGAAGUACCUGUCAGCUGCGGAGUACGGCAGCACUGUUGAUGGCCAUCCUGAGGUCCCAGAGACCAAAGACGUCAAGAAGAAGUGUUCUGCUGGCCUCAAACUGAGCAACCUAAUGAACCUGGGCAGGAAGAAAUCUACCUCGCUGGAGCCGCCGGAGAGAUCCCUCGAGACAUCCAGCUACCUGAAUGUGCUGGUGAACACCCAGUGGAAGUCACGUUGGUGCCUCGUGAGGGACAGUCACCUGCACUUCUACCAGGACCGGAACCGGAGUAAGGUGGCCCAGCAGCCCCUCAGUCUGGUGGGCUGUGAAGUGCUUCCAGACCCUAGCCCCGAUCACCUGUAUUCCUUCCGCAUCCUCCACCACGGCGAGGAGCUGGCCAAGCUUGAGGCCAAGUCAUCAGAGGAGAUGGGCCACUGGCUAGGCCUCCUACUCUCAGAGUCAGGGUCCAGAACAGACCCAGAAGAGUUCACCUAUGACUACGUGGAUGCUGAAAGGGUUUCCUGCAUUGUGAGCGCGGCCAAAACUUCUCUCUUGCUGAUGCAGAGAAAGUUCUCGGAGCCCAACACGUACAUCGAUGGCCUGCCCAGCCGGGAUUGCCAGGAAGAGCUCUAUGACGAUGUGGAGAUGUCGGAGCUGACAACAGUGGUGGAGCCUGCUGAGGAAGCCGCCCCUGCUGUAGAUGCUGACAGCGCGAGGCAGCCUGACCGAGUGUACCUGGAUCUCGCGCCUACCAGGUCCUUCCUGUGCAGCCCCAGUGAGGUCCCGGUGCAGGCCUCUCUCCCAGAAUUGCCACAUCUGGAUGAUCUAGCUCAGCCCCUCACAGUAGAGCCAAGGCCAGGCACCACCCCAGAUGAGCUGCACACAGAGUCUCCAGAAGGCCUGGAGGAGCAGCAGGCACAGGGGCAGCUACAGAGUCAGGAGUCUUCAGAGCCCGUGGAGUGCCCUGUGAGAACCACCACCGUGAAGCUGCAGGCCGAGCAGCAGAGAAUCUCCUUCCCGGCCAACUGUCCGGACACGGUGGCUUCUACCCCCACCAGCGCCAGCCCGCCUGUAAAGGACAAGCUGAGGGUGACCAGUGCAGAGAUCAAACUUGGGAAGAACCGGACAGAGGCGGAGGUGAAGAAGUACACAGAGGAGAAGCAAAGACUGGAGAGGAGUAAGGAGGAGAUCCGGGGGCACCUGGCCCAGCUCCGCAGAGAGAAGCGGGAGCUCAAGGAGACUCUGUUAAGAUGCACAGACAAGGGAGUCCUGGCCAACCUGGAGCAGAAGCUGAGGAAAGUGGAUGAGGAAUGCCGGCUCGGGGAGAGCAGGCGCGUGGACCUCGAGCUCAGCAUCAUGGAGGUGAAGGAGAGCCUGAAGAAAGCUGAGGCUGGGCCUGUGACCCUGGGCACCACUGUGGAUACCACCCACCUGGACAACCAGAGCCCCCGACCACAGCCCAAAGCUGCCACCCCCACCCCGACCCCAGACUCCACCCCAGUCAACUCUGCAUCUGUGCUCAAGAACAGGCCUCUUUCGGUCAUGGUCACAGGCAAAGGCACUGUCCUGCAGAAAGCCAAGGAAUGGGAGAAGAAAGGAGCCAGUUAGAAGACGAGAACUGCCUAAACACCUCUGACAAUCCUGUUUCCAUCGAGUCUUCCAAACAGCAACUCUGGGGAACACUGAGUCUGCUUAGAAGAAAAAGCAAGGCACGAGCUGCUGUGAAUGGAACUUUGGUUAGAGGCGGCACCGUCCCCUUUCCAAGUCA
Molecule: messenger RNA, 2575 nt
Organism: Acomys russatus (golden spiny mouse)
Lineage: Eukaryota; Metazoa; Chordata; Mammalia; Rodentia; Muridae
Gene: Afap1l2
Product: actin filament associated protein 1 like 2
Exons: 18
Coding region: 16-2415 (799 amino acids)
Biological process (GO): regulation of mitotic cell cycle; positive regulation of DNA-templated transcription; inflammatory response
Cellular component (GO): cytosol
Molecular function (GO): SH2 domain binding; SH3 domain binding
Source: RefSeq, a predicted model, not a curated record